ACCCAACUUUAUCACUCCAUAUAGAUAACUAAUCUCCUCAUUCACCCACUUCCCUUUCCUUCUUCACUAUACACCCUCCGCAACCUCAUCUUCACAACCAUCACCAUCACCGGAGCUACCACCGGAAAAUCAAGAUGUCAGUCAAGGAAUGCAAAUGCAAUCGCCACGAGAAAAGACAAAAAAUGAUCAAGCGACUAUGCGCCGGAAUCCUCGUCUUUCUCUUCCUCAUCCUCUUAACCAUCCUUCUAAUAUGGGCAAUUCUUCAUCCUAAAAAACCACGUUUCAUUCUUCAAGAUGCAACCAUAUUUAACUUCAACGUAUCAGCACCAAACAUCUUCUCUACAUCAAUCCAAGUCACUAUAUUUGCCCGUAACCCUAAUGACAAAAUAGGUAUUUACUACGACAAAAUGAAAACGUAUGCAAAUUACCAUAACCAGCAAAUUACGUACUAUACUCAAAUACCAUCAGUUUAUCAAGGUCAUAAGGAUGUUAACAUAUGGUCACCUUAUGUUAAUAGUAAUAAUGUUCCUAUUGCUCCAUUUAAUGGACAAACUUUAAAAGAUGAUCAGCAAAAUGGUGGUGUUUGGCUUGAUUUUAAAGUUGAUGGACGUGUUAAAUGGAGAGUUGGGACAACUACAACGGGGCAUUACCAUUUACAUGUUACGUGUUCUGCUUAUGUUCCGUUUGGUAACCGUCCUGGAGAUGGUGGAAUUAUUGUUGGAAAUAACGCUGUUAAGUAUCAAAUUGCAAGGAGUUGUGAUGUGAGUGUUUAAUAAUUUGAAGAUGAUGAAGAUUGAAGCAGGGGUUGAAGUAUUUAUCUCUCUUUUUAAUUACUUUUUUGGAUCAACGUUUAUUAUAUUUUUAUUUUUCUACUAUUUACACUUCUGUUUUUCUUUCUUUCUCGCUCUUAAUUUGUGGUCCCAUAAAGUUCUGUGCAUUUUGGUAAAGGUAAUAAUGUCUGGAAGGAUACGGAAAUAUUGGAGAUGAGAGAGAGAAAAGUUCACAAUCUUGACCACAUGGAUGGUUGCUUGAAAAGCUUUUCUUCUUUUCCAUGAUUAAGAAAAUAUCAUACACAUAUAUUCUUAA
Molecule: messenger RNA, 1086 nt
Organism: Lycium barbarum (goji berry)
Lineage: Eukaryota; Viridiplantae; Streptophyta; Magnoliopsida; Solanales; Solanaceae
Product: NDR1/HIN1-like protein 1
Exons: 1
Coding region: 135-773 (212 amino acids)
Biological process (GO): defense response to other organism
Source: RefSeq, a predicted model, not a curated record